Molecule: messenger RNA, 1146 nt
Organism: Arachis duranensis
Lineage: Eukaryota; Viridiplantae; Streptophyta; Magnoliopsida; Fabales; Fabaceae
Exons: 1
Coding region: 1-1146 (381 amino acids)
Molecular function (GO): RNA-DNA hybrid ribonuclease activity; nucleic acid binding
Source: RefSeq, a predicted model, not a curated record
AUGGUUCAAUGGGCAAUAGAGCUCUCCGAAUUCGACCUGAAAUAUGAAGUCCGGACGGCAAUAAAAGCCCAAUACCUCACCGACUUCCUAGCAGAAUACGUCGGAGAUCAAGAGAAAAAAUCCACUACAUGGGAAUUAUAUAUAGAUGGGUCCUCCAACAAGGUUGGAAGCGGUGCAGGCAUAAUACUGGUCAGCGAAGGGAGAACGCAAAUAGAAAUCUCCCUCAAAUUCGAGUUUCCAGCUUCCAACAAUCAGGUAAAAUAUGAAGCCUUGAUUGCAGGGUUAAAGCUGGCAGAAGAAGUUAGUGCAACUAAAGUAAUGGUAUUCAGCGAUUCUCAGGUGGUGACUUUCCAAAUAAACGGAGAGUAUCAGGCCAAAUAUCCUAAUAUGAAAAGGUACUUAGACAAAACCUUGGAGCACCUUAGGCGCUUUGAGGAGACCGAGGUGAAGCAUAUAACUCGGGACCUCAACAGCAGGGUAGAUUCCCUCUCUAAGCUUGCAAGUACCAAAUCAGGAGGGAACAACAGAAGCCUAAUCCAAGAAACUCUCCUCGAACCCUUCGUGGUCAAAACGGAGGCUGUUCAAGAUGUCUUUGAAGUCGUCGGGUUAGAUCUUGGGUGGAUGAAGCCCUUAGUCGAAUACCUGAAAUUCGACAUCCUCUCCAAAGAAGAAAAAGAGGCCAAAAAGAUCCGGAGGGAAGCACAAAACUACACGCUGGUGAAAAAUAUCCUCUAUAAAAAGAGAAUAUCAACACCACUACUAAAGUGUGUCCCGACCUCCAAGACAACUGAGGUGCUAGAGGAGGUGCACAAUAGAAUCUGCGUGAACCAUCUUGGGGCAAGGUCGUUAGCCAGAAAGGUAAUCCGAGCUGGGUUCUACUGGUCGACCUUACAAAAAGAGUCCACAGAAUUUGUGAAAAAGUGCCAACCAUGCCAAAUGUAUGCAAACUUCCAUGUAGCUCAUCCCGAGGAGCUCAUUAGUAUAACUUUCUCAUGGCCUUUCGCAAAAUGGGGGUUGGACUUGCUAGGACCAUUCUCCCAAACGCCGGGACAAGUAAAGUAUCUAAUAGUGGGAGUGGAUUAUUUCACAAAGUGGAUAGAAGCAGUAGGGGUGUGCAUGGGCCGGGUGAAACCGGGUUUGAUGUGA